AACCACAUCAAUUACAAAGGAUAAGCCUCUGCCCAUUGUAACAUGUAAAAGUCAAAAAGCUUGGCCCCAGGUUUGUUGACGCAGUUUCUAAUUCCAAAUCUCCGUUUAUAUUCACAAAUUCACAAAACGAAGGAUUAUAAGGAAUUCUGGUGCUGCUCCUUUGUUCCUUAUUAGCCAUGGACGAUUACUGUAAUACAAUGGAGAAAAGCAAGAUACAAACUCUAUAUGAUGCCUGUAAUGCCAUUUUUUCUCAGAAGGAUCUUCCAACUUUCAAACAAAUCCAGUGGCUAAAGAAGCUCAUCGACUCAUUCGAAGCCAUUGAUGUUGGGAUUGAUGAAUUGGGAUCUUGUGGAUCUCCAUGUAGAAGCCCAAAGGGAUUAAUCUGUGGGCAAGACAUCUCUAUCACUUACAUUCACAUUCAUGAAUGUGAGGAAUUCUCUAUAGGAGUGUUUUGCAUGCCAGCAGGAGUGACAUUCCCGCUCCAUGAUCAUCCUGGAAUGACAGUCUUUUCCAAACUCCUCUAUGGUUCUGUCUACACCAAAGCUUAUGAUUGGAUCAAAUCCUACAAAUCCUCUGCCUCCCAAAAAUUUGGAGUGGCAAGUAAGGUUAUAGAUGGAAUAUGGACCGCGCCUUGUGAGACAUCAGUCCUAUUUCCAAGAAGUGGUGGAAACAUUCAUUCAUUUACAGCAUUGACAAGCUCUGCAGUUUUGGACGUUUUGACUCCACCUUACUCUGAGGAGCUUGGAAGGCCUUCCACUUAUUUCUCUGACUACCCCAUUGUUUCUCUUCCUGGAUAUGCAAUGCUUGAGGAAAGAAGCCUGCCAGAUGAUCUAGUAGUCAUAGGAGCACCAUAUCUUGGUCCUCUACUUGAUGAUGGUGAUGGUGAUGGUGAUCGUGAUGUUGAUGACAGUGGUGGGGAUCAUAACACUUUGUGAACUUGUACAAAACUUGGCUUUGGCUAUACCUUGUUCUCUGUAAUAUAUGUGUAUCAUAUCUAAUGCAGUCGUGUAGAAAAAGAGGCUGUGCCUAAUGAUGUAAAGGGGGAUCAGUUUACUUUGUCACGUAGAAGGUAAAAUUAUCUGUCGAAGAUCAAUUUGUCAGUAAUCCCGACCACCGUUUUAUUUAUUUAUUUGAUAUUGACCACUGUUUUCAGCUUACCAAGAA
Molecule: messenger RNA, 1164 nt
Organism: Ziziphus jujuba (common jujube)
Lineage: Eukaryota; Viridiplantae; Streptophyta; Magnoliopsida; Rosales; Rhamnaceae
Product: plant cysteine oxidase 1-like
Exons: 5
Coding region: 177-935 (252 amino acids)
Molecular function (GO): oxidoreductase activity, acting on single donors with incorporation of molecular oxygen, incorporation of two atoms of oxygen
Source: RefSeq, a predicted model, not a curated record